This is a messenger RNA of Musa acuminata AAA Group (dessert banana), 2425 nucleotides long. RefSeq lists its product as uncharacterized. Gene Ontology annotation, molecular function: RNA binding; RNA methyltransferase activity. Gene Ontology annotation, biological process: tRNA guanine ribose methylation. The coding region runs from base 116 to 1180 and encodes 354 amino acids. The record is from RefSeq and is a predicted model, not a curated record. The transcript has 6 exons. NCBI's taxonomy places the organism in Eukaryota, Viridiplantae, Streptophyta, Magnoliopsida, Zingiberales, Musaceae.
GUAUACAUGUGCCUCUGUCGGAAUUGAGACGCUAUCUAAUUCCGAGAAUCACAAGCGGCGGCCCGUCUUCUUCUUCCGGGGUUCCUCUUUCUCGGGGCUCGUAGCCGUGUUUCAAAUGAGAACCUCAACCCUAAUCGCUAGCUCCGCUUCCUCCUCCUUCCGCUCCGCCAUACGGUCCAAGCGGCCAUUCCCUUCCCUGAGUCCCUCCUUUCUCGCCUUCACCGCCUCAGCUCCUCUCCGCUCUCUGGGGUUAGGCCUUCGUGGACCCAAUCCGUCCUUCUGCAAACCCUUCUCCUCCCCAUGGUCCUCAGCUGCCGAGGCCGCCGAGGACCCCGCUGACUCCUCGGACGACACCGUCGAGGAGUUGCUUAACCGAGGAGAGGACCGCAUCCACCAGCUGAUGAAGAUGGAACGAAGGUCCGAACCCGAGGGCGGCAGCCACCGCGGCCGGUGGUUCCCUUACCGCGACCUCUUCAAAUCCGGGAACGCGGCACUCGGGAGCCGCGAGGUGAUAGCGGCGCUCGACCCCUACAUCCUGGACGCUAGGAAGGAGAGGAUCCGUAGGGCGGUUGAGAACCGGAGCUAUUCCGUGUGCUUGGUGGUCGAAGGGCUUACGGAUUUUGGGAACGUCUCGGCGGCGUUCCGGUCGGCGGAUGCGCUUGGAAUCCAGUCGGUUCAUGUUAUUUCAAAGGACAGCAGGAAAAGGUAUCGAGACAAUCGCCAUGUUAGCAUGGGUGCUGAGAAAUGGUUGGACAUUGAGCUCUGGAAUUCACCUACAGAUUGCUUUACAGCUUUGAAAAAUCGUGGUUAUCGAAUUGUGGCAACUCAUUUGGGGAUUCAUGCGGCUUCCAUCUAUGAGAUGGAUUGGUCACUUCCAGUCGCAAUAGUUGUUGGAAAUGAACACAUGGGUAUAACUGAAGAGGCUUUGCAGCUAUCUGACAUGCACUGUAGCAUUCCGAUGAAAGGAAUGGUUGAUUCUUUCAAUGUUUCAGUUGCAGCAGGCAUACUCAUGCACCAUGCUGUUUGUGAUAGAAUUUCUCGUCUGGGUUGCCAUGGGGAUUUGACAUCUGAAGAAAGUCAGAUUCUGCAAGCAGAAUUUUAUUUGCGCCACAGAGAAACUACCAUUGGGAUUGUUCAUGAGUAUGCAAAAAGGAUGGAAGGGCUCCUAGGCAAGCAAUGAAAGCACUAGUUGAGCAAGAUGACGGAACUUAAUCUUGAACUGGACAAGUACCCAGAUUUACCUUCCGCUAGAGUUAUUCUUCCAAGCUCGCAGUGUUGAUGCAAUCUCUAUUUGGAGCUACUGAUGUCAUGGAUUUGUGAGAGGCUUCCAUAUGGCAUCUGUUGAUUGUGCAAGCAUGAUGAUGUAUGCAAAUUCCACUUACCAGAGGUCAAAAUUUUGCUCCUGAAACGGGCAACAAGUACAUUUUUUCAGCAAAAAUGUUAUAUUCCCUUCUAUUACAUCAAUCAUCAAUAUAUGCAUUAGCAUGUUGUGAAAAUUUCUGUUACAAAAAAACAUAAAGUCACCAAUUCAUGGGAGCUUUCUUGUCUCAGUUUGAAUUAUGAACAAGAAAUAUUCUCUCAUAUCUGAUGCUCCAGAUGUGACUUGUUCAAUCAUUUAACUGCCUGAAGGCAGAUUGGUUGUUUGUUCUUUUUCAAUUGUAGCUUAUUCUCAAAAUUCUUAUUUCUCUUUCUUAAGAUUAGAUACAUUGAAGGAAUCAUACACCAUUUUAUUGCAAUGGAUUUUGUGUUCUUUAUGUUUUCAAGAAGAUUCUUUGACUAAAAUUUCUACAUAUAUUGAAGACAGGUACUCCAACAAUUUACGAUGACCUGAGAGCCCAUGCUUGUUCCAACAUUGCGCACCCAAAAGAGCCCUGUCCCUGCACGAGACCAUGGAAGAUGCAGCAUAAGAAAGGUCAAGUCAGUUUAAACAAGCAUCACGUACCAGAGAAAGGUUUCAAACUGAAGCAGCCUUUCAUGACCCGUGAUCUAAUUACGGAAGACAAUGCCACAAUGCAACAAGGAGAAGAAGGGUAGUUGGUAGAACCAGGUGACACAAAGGGGUGACCUGAGAACACAGACGAAGUGGCAAGUCUCGGUUUGGCACUUGAUUCUGUGUUCUCCGGUAGCACUCCUUUGCGAUCUACCUCUUUCAUCUGUGCAAACAACGCUGGCCAUGGUCGUGGAGAAGGAACUUUGAUCUCUCUCUCUCUCUCUCUCUCUCUCUCUCUCGACACAUAAUCUGUUUAGUUACUUGCGGUGGACGUUCUGCUUCGGUCUUUCCUGAUACCCUUUAUAUAUCGGCUGUUGACAGAUCAUUGGGUUGUCAUAGUGUUGACAUAUUGACGACACUCGGAAGGUGUCGUCACUUUCCAAGAAAAACAAAGAAAAUACGAUCUUGAUGUCAGGAAAUAAAUCAAAAUUUUCA